AUGGAUCCUGAAUUAAUUCCAACAAGAACUGGCAACUCACUGAUGUAUCAAGCCAUUGGAGACAAGUUGAAAAAUCUUAAAUUGUUAUUAGAAAAUGGAAUGGAUGUAAAUGAACCGAUGAUAACAACUGGAGAAUUUGCUGGAUUCACAGCAUUGCAUGUUGCAUGUAUGACAAGUUGCGAUGACUUGGUGGAGUUACUAGUUAAUGAUUAUAAAGCAGAUGUCAAUGCAAUGGCUGCUGACGGGACUCAACCUAUUCAUUUGGCUUGUUUUUACUUACCACUAGAUUCAAUACUUGGCAUUACUCGCGAAAGAGAACUAGGCUUUAAAAAAAUAAAAACAUUAGUGAAAGCUAAUGCAAAUGUUGAUGCCGAAUUUGGACUAGAAAUUUUUUCAAAGCACAUCAAAUACAGAGAAUGGUGUCCCGAUUUUGGUGACAAAAUCCCACUAGUUGUAUAUACUGUUAUUGAUGAUAAAACAUCAAUAAUUCAUCAUCUCAAAAAUGUCAACUUGGACAUUAUAAGCCUUGCAAAUAAAACAUUGCUGAUGUACGCUGUUGAAAAGACCUGUUAUUCACAUAUUCCAGCUAUUAUGUCAAAUGUGGAAGAUCCUGAAUUGAUUGAUAAGUUAAUAAACCACCGCGAUAAUGAUGAUGUACCACUAACUCAUUAUCCAUUGCAUCCUAAAAUAUAUGGAAAAUUUCGAUAUCAUAAAGCUAUGAUGUCCUAUAUUUUAUUUAUAGAGCCAGAAUUUAUUUCUAUCUUAUCAAGUUUGGGGGUUGACAUGUAUGCACUGAUAAACAAUGAUCCAGCAACAUUUUUGCCCAAUCUAUCAGCUUACAGAAGUUGUCCAACGCUACUGGAGCAUUCUUUGCCUUACUAUACUUCUAUGUCCUUAUCUAGGGUUUUAUACUACGCCACGCUGCCUAUAGAUGAAGAGUCUAAGCAUUUAGUAAGUUAUGAUUCAGAACGUGAGCGACUUGAUGAUCUAGAAUCAAUCAGAGAAAAUCGAAAAUAUUGUAUAAUUAUUGCUUUAAGAGAUCUGGUCUUCAGAGUUGCAUUCAGAUUACCUGUUCCAGAACAAGAAAUAAAAUUGAUGGAUGAAUUAAUUGCCAGCGAUGAAAAUCUCAGGAAGAUUGUAAAUAACUACAAAGCAAAUUUCAUUGAAAAAGAAUUGCAAGAUCGUUUUAUUGAAUUCGGCGAUAAUAAAAUAACAAUACAUGAUUUUUUAAUGCAAAUUUUUGACAAUAAAAAAUUAAAAAUUUUGGCACGAGAAGAAAAUUUACUAGAUUCCCUGUAUCAAGUUUUUCACGUAGAUUUCCAUGAUCGUUCAUUUCAGAAGUUUUAUCAUCCAAUUAAAAUCAGGAUAGAAGAUGCUAUGGAGAGAUUGCGACUUUUCGAAAAUUUGAAGAAAAUUUCAUCACUUAGAAAAGCUAUACCGUUACCGUUUGAAGUGGUAUUAGAAAUUGUUGAGUAUUUAAAAAACAAACACUUGAACGUAUUUAUAAAAGCAUUUUAUACUUCGUAA
Molecule: messenger RNA, 1527 nt
Organism: Cotesia congregata
Lineage: Eukaryota; Metazoa; Arthropoda; Insecta; Hymenoptera; Braconidae
Source: the annotation of a GenBank genome assembly